Messenger RNA from Amorphotheca resinae ATCC 22711, 897 nucleotides. RefSeq lists its product as hypothetical. The record is from RefSeq and is a predicted model, not a curated record. Gene Ontology annotation, cellular component: nucleolus; 90S preribosome. Lineage: Eukaryota; Fungi; Ascomycota; Leotiomycetes; Helotiales; Amorphothecaceae. Bases 1 to 897 code for a protein of 298 amino acids. Gene Ontology annotation, biological process: maturation of SSU-rRNA from tricistronic rRNA transcript (SSU-rRNA, 5.8S rRNA, LSU-rRNA). The transcript has 2 exons.
AUGUCUUCGCUAAAGCGGAAGAGUCUAGAGGAAGAUAUCCUACAGAGACGUGUUAGGGCACGGCGGGAAUCCAGCGAGGAACUGGAAUAUGAAGAUUCUGCGCCGUCUUUGAAUGGGGACGAAGCGGAGGAGGGGGCAAGCUCAGACGAGUCCCAAUCCGACGACGACGACGAAGAAGAAGAAGCAUCAGAAUCUUCGGAAUCAGAAUCUCCCGAUGCUGCAGCUUCAAUUUCAUUUGGCGCAUUGGCGAAAGCGCAGGCUGCCAUGUCCCGGUCUGACAAGGCUACGAAGUCGAAGAAUGCUGACGAUACGUGGGAUGGCAAGGAGGCUGUGGAGCGGAAAGCUGGCAAGAAAGACCAUCGAGACUUCAACCGCACGAGCAAACAUGCGCCCACGGAAAUGUCAAGCAAGAAGGCAGUAUCCCGAAAGCGGGAGGUCGUGCCCGUCAUAAAACGCAAUUAUCGAGACCCGAGAUUCGAGCCCUUGUCGGGCCCCAUAGAUGAGUCGAAGAUCAGGAAGGCAUAUUCUUUCCUCGACGAUUACCGCGAGGAUGAGAUGAAGGAGCUGAAAAAUGCCAUCAGGACGACUAAGGAUGAGGAGGCCAAGGAAAAGCUGAAACGGGCCCUGAUGUCGAUGGAGUCGAGGAAGAAGGCACAGAUGCGCAAGGAUAAGGAGAAGGAGAUUCUGGACAGACAUAGGAAGGAGGAGAAAGAGCUUGUCAAGCAGGGCAAGAAGCCUUUCUACCUGAAGAAAUCCGAACAGAAGAAGCGUGUGCUGCUAGAGCAGUACGGGAAUCUCAAGGGCAAGCAGCUCGACCGUGUUAUUGAGCGAAGAAGGAAGAAGGUGGAAGCGAAGGAAAAGAAGAAGUUGCCAUUCUCCAGGCGAGGCAUCGAAUGA